AUGAAAGGUCAGUUGCCAUCAGUGGGUAGCACAAAUGUCCUGAUGUCAAUAUUAGGUGGUGAUCACUCAAUUUAUUAUCCUGUUGUAAGAGCAGUCUCUGAGAAGCUUGGAGGACCUGUGGAUAUUCUUCAUUUUGAUGCCUAUCCUGAUAUCUAUAACGCCUUUGAGGGUAAUGAAUCACGUGCUUCUUCUUUUGCUCGAAUUAUGGAAGGUGGUUAUGCUCGGCGGCUUUUGCAGGCUUAUGAUUAUAUCUCACCAGUUAUGCACUUCUCUCUUUUGGUAGAGAUGAAUACUAUGCUCAGCUAG
Messenger RNA from Prunus armeniaca (apricot), 306 nucleotides. The record is from the annotation of a GenBank genome assembly. Lineage: Eukaryota; Viridiplantae; Streptophyta; Magnoliopsida; Rosales; Rosaceae.